AUGUUCAAAGCUAUUACAUUUAUCUUUCCUCUUCCUACUAUCAAUCUAACCAAUAACAGAAUCAAAACCUUAACGAAUCUAAUACAAUCCAAUGGAGGAACCAUUGCUCUGAAUGCCCAAACUCUCAUGAUCGUGGGCUCUGAUGCUACAUUAGAAUCUUGUCAGAAAUAGCUAUAAAAAAUGAAUUUAGACUUUGAUUAGUAUAAAACGUAGUUGAUUAAUGCAGAUUGGGUUUCCCAAUCUCUACAAGCUAAGAAACUUUUAGAUCUUAAGGCAUUUCAAUUAUUUUUAGACAUUGAGCAAAAAUAACAAAAGGUUAGUCCUUAGACCACAGAUACGAGGAUGGUGUAUGUAGAAUCUUUAGCAAAGACUGUUCCAAUUAAAGAAGGUGUAGAGGAUGAAAUGGAUAUGGAAAGUGGAGAAUACACAAUACUUAAACCUGAGUUGAGAGAUAAGUGCGAGAAAAAGAGAUUAGAAUUUAAGAGACAAAUCAUUAAAGAGAAUCGAUUUAUGUUAGAUUACGAAUAUGACAAAGAUCUGGAUAAUUAUCAUCAUUAAGAAGACGAUGGCUACGAAUUUUUAUUGGAUGACUUUCAAAUUUUAAAGAAAGAAGAACAUGAUAAUAAUUAAUAGAAUAAAUUUUAUGGAGAUGAAGAUUGUUAGAUUACUGAAGUUCGCAAACCUCAAAUAGAUGUGCUUUAGGGAUUGGAUAUGGGAAAAGCAGUAGUUAAUGUAGAUUAACCCUUAAUAAAUGCAUAAUUAAAAGAGACUAAGUAAUUCAAUCCAGGAUUCAAAUAAAAGAUAUAGUUUUGGGAAACCAAAAAAGAGUUUUUCAUUUGUGAUGCUGGAUUUGCACAAAAGUGCUUCAAUAAUUAGAUUAUAGAGGAAUUAGAAAAGCUUCUCAAAAUUUACACAAAUGAAAAAGAUAAAGGAAGAUGCAUAGCCUAUCGAAAGGCUAUUGGUUUCAUAAAGUCUUUAGCAUUUCCUAUCAGAUCAAGUGAAGAUGUAAAGGAAAUGCCAACCAUUGGAGAAAAAAUUAAGAAGAAAAUAGUUGAGAUCAUCUAAACAGGGUCUUUACUAAAAGUUUAAAAAUUGGAAGGACAAGAUAAAAAUAUUGCUAUUACUUAGUUGACCAGGGUUUGGGGGAUAGGGCCAACCACUGCUGCUACUUUUUAUUUCAAAGGAAUUAAAACAUUAAAUGAUUUGAGGUAGAAUCAACAUAUGCUAAAUAAAAACUAAUAAGUGUGUCUACAAUUGGUUGAAGAAUUAGAAUAACGUAUUCCCAGAGAUGAAGCUACAAUUAUUUAUGAAAUUGUAAAGAGGGAAUUAGAUGACUUAAGUGGAGUGCCUGGAUUGUAUAAGGCUACAGCUUGUGGUUCAUAUAGAAGAGAAAAAGAAAGUUGUGGAGACAUGGAUAUCUUAAUUACGAGAUGCGAUGGAAAGAUUGUUGAGGGGUUUUUAAUGAAUUUAAUUUAACGGUUGGAAGGGAAACUACUAACUCAUCAUCUUACAUUGCCUAAGAAGGGAGAACAUGAUAACGAGUCUUAUAUGGGAAUUGGAAGAAUCAGUAAUCAAGGAAUUCAUCGUAGAAUAGAUUUAAAAUUGUAUCCCAAAGAACAGUAUGGUUGUGCAGUUUUGUAUUUUACUGGUUCUGAUCAAUACAAUAGAAGUAUGAGACUGUGGGCUUAAAAAAUUGGAUUUAGUCUCAGUGAUCAUGGGCUCUAUCCGACUUAAAGGGGAACUCACAAUAAAAAGAUGUGGAAAGGAGAGAUGUUUAUCGGAUCCUUGGAUUAUAAUACAAACCACCUAAAGAGAAGAUCGGUAUGA
Molecule: messenger RNA, 1827 nt
Organism: Paramecium tetraurelia
Lineage: Eukaryota; Ciliophora; Oligohymenophorea; Peniculida; Parameciidae
Exons: 2
Biological process (GO): double-strand break repair via nonhomologous end joining
Cellular component (GO): nucleus
Molecular function (GO): DNA binding; DNA-directed DNA polymerase activity
Source: RefSeq, a predicted model, not a curated record